CUCUAGCGGCGCUCUGCUCGCGGCGCUGGGCUCGCCGGUGUCUGCCUCCGGUUGCGGGGCUCCCGGAAGUGGGGAGCGGGGUCGGGGCGGCGCUGCGCCCGCGUCCCUGGGAGCUGCGAUGCAGCGUGGCCUCGCGCGGUAGCGCGCGUGGAGGCUUGCCCGGCCCUGCCCGCCGCGGGCUUGCUCUGCGGGAUGAGGACGUCGGAGGAGCGCCUCUUAGCCCCGGACAGCCUCGCUGCUGACCAGGCUCCGGCCCCGGCGCCCCAGGCGUCCCCCGUGGCUACAGAUACAGCGUCUGAACUGGUGCCACCGCCGUGCGCUGGAGACCACCAGCCCCCGGCAGCCACCGAGGCCGUGGCUGGCCCGGCUGUGUCCCCGGAGCCGCCGCAGGGGGACCCAGGCUCUCCGUCCGCUCCCGUGGAAGUUCGUACUCCCCGUGUGUCGAGUCCUCGAACCGAGGAGCAAGGACUUUCGGAAAACGCGAGCCCUCCUGUAGAAGACAGGAUCCGGCCUGAGCUGGCGCCAGAAGAAGCCGUGGAAGGAGUGUCUGAGGAGCCGGCUGCGGUGGAUGAGGGGGACAUCUUCUGGAGCUACUGCUUCUCGCAGGCGCCCCGGUACCUCAGCGGGUCCUGGUCCGAGUUCGGCACCCACCCCGAGAACUUCUUGAAAGGUUGUAAGUGGGCCCCCGAUGGCUCCUGUAUCUUGACCAAUAGUGCUGACAAUGUCCUCCGGAUUUACAACCUCCCUCCGGAAUUGUACAGCGAAGGAGAGCAGACGGAAUAUGCAGAGAUGGUUCCUGUCCUCCGAAUGGUGGAGGGUGACACCAUCUAUGAUUACUGCUGGUAUUCUCUGAUGUCCUCCUCCCAGCCAGACACCUCCUAUGUGGCCAGCAGCAGCCGCGAGAACCCGAUUCACAUCUGGGACGCCUUCACGGGAGAGCUCCGGGCUUCCUUCCGCGCAUACAACCACCUGGACGAGUUGACAGCGGCCCACUCACUCUGCUUCUCCCCGGAUGGUUCCCAGCUCUUUUGUGGCUUCAACCGGACUGUGCGUGUGUUUUCCACAUCCAGGCCCGGCAGAGACUGCGAGGUGCGACCCACAUUUGCCAAGAAGCAGGGCCAGAACGGCAUCAUCUCCUGCAUGGCCUUCAGCCCGUCCCAGCCCCUCUACGCCUGUGGCUCCUACGGCCGCACCCUGGGCCUGUACGCCUGGGACGAUGGCUCGCUUCUCGCCUUGCUGGGAGGCCAUCAGGGGGGUAUCACCCACCUUUGCUUUCACCCUGAUGGCAACCUCUUCUUCUCAGGAGCCCGAAAGGAUGCUGAGCUUCUGUGCUGGGAUCUCAGGCAGCCCGGCCACCUCCUGUGGUCCCUGAGUCGGGAAGUGAGCACCAAUCAGCGCAUCUACUUUGAUCUGGACCCGAGUGGGCAGUUCCUGGUGAGCGGCAACACCAGUGGCAUUGUCUCCGUGUGGGACAUCAGCAAGGGUUUCAGCGACAGCCAGCAGCUGGAACCUGUGAUGACCUUUCUGCCCCAGAAGGACUGCACCAACGGACCUUCACCCCAGCUUGCCUCUGCUGGCCACUGCUUCCGGCCAACGCGUGUUUCCAGAGCCCACCAGUAGUGGGGAUGAAGGCGAGCCGGAGCCGGACCGUCCUCUGCUCUCCCUGUGCCACACCCACCCUGAAAGCCAGCUUCAGCUCUGGUGGUGCGGAGGGGGACCAGACCCCAGUAGCCCUGAUGACCAGGAUGAGAAGGGGCGGGGAAGGAUGGAGGGCUGUGAGCCAAUAUAAAGAGUUUGUCUUA
Meriones unguiculatus (Mongolian gerbil) is the source of this 1802-nucleotide messenger RNA. RefSeq names its product WD repeat containing antisense to TP53 (gene Wrap53). The transcript has 10 exons. The coding region runs from base 193 to 1620 and encodes 475 amino acids. Gene Ontology annotation, cellular component: Cajal body. NCBI's taxonomy places the organism in Eukaryota, Metazoa, Chordata, Mammalia, Rodentia, Muridae. The record is from RefSeq and is a predicted model, not a curated record. Gene Ontology annotation, biological process: Cajal body organization. Gene Ontology annotation, molecular function: RNA binding; protein binding.